Pocillopora meandrina is the source of this 8933-nucleotide messenger RNA. The record is from the annotation of a GenBank genome assembly. Lineage: Eukaryota; Metazoa; Cnidaria; Anthozoa; Scleractinia; Pocilloporidae.
AUGAGAGCGUUCUUUACCCAGGGUUUUAGUUCCUUAUUCUAUUUUGGUGAAGGUUUAUUCCAGUGCUUUAUUACUAAGUGUCAAAUGUAUGCUUAUAUAAUGUAAUUCUUCUCUUCCAUUCAAGCUCCUUGUCCACCUCCGCGGCAGCCUGUUGUACGGAACGUCACUGCUACCAAUGCCUAUUUUGAAUGGCUUUAUGACGGAGCAUGCGCAAAUGCUGGCUUUGUUACUGGCUAUAGAGUGACGUACUCGAGUAGUGUGAACCGCUCGCAGCUGGAGAUCCCGGAUGCGAUGUCUACUUCCGUAUCUCUUCAAAAUCUAACGCCAAACACAACAUACCAAGUUGAAAUAAUGGUGUUAACUUUAAAUAACAAAGACAGUGUUCCAUCUGAGCUUGUGCAGUUCAACACAAAAGAGAUCAGUGAGUACAUUUGCACCCUUUAAACAAUCGCAAUUAAAGCGUUCUUCAACUAGGCUUUUAGCUCCUUAGGCUAUUUUGACAAGGACAGUGUUUCUUUUGAGCCUGUAAAGUUCAUUACCAUAGAGAUCAGUGAGUAGAAGUUGCACCCUUAACUUUGUUACUCACUUUUGUUCUAAGUUCAUUUGAGGCGCCUUUUUACUGAGUGUUCAAAGAAUCCUGGUUUGUGUUUGUUUUAUAAUACGCUUUUUUGUGAUUUGUCUAAAAAACGUGCGCUACUUUCUGGACUAAUCACAUCUUGGUCACCAGCGUUUACCCGUGCUUCAGCCAUUUUGCUUGCCUUUUCCUUGAAUCACGUUGAAAUUUGAUUUAUACAAAAUUCAAUCGAAAUAAAUUUUGUAAUGACCUAUAGAAAUUUAUCAACUUUAAGGUUAGGUCUAUAGAACAUGAGAGUUUCUUUGUGUCACAUCAGGAGAAGUAUCAUAAUCCUUGCAUUUUCCCCCAGAAGUGCAAGAGGAUCUUCAAAUGCCUCUUUUGUUCUUCGAUUUAAUCUCACUGAAAAGUUCGAGAGAGUCCCAGUUUGUUAGCGAAGUCUGCCACUGGAAAACUCAAAUUGAUAUUCGAUGCCUCGAAGUUUCUCUCUAGUAGCAAUAAUUACGGGCUUUUGGCUCCAAUGGUGAAAAUAGGUUAUUUAAGUUUCUUAAUUACAAAACAUUUCUUCGCUGUUUGAUAUUUCUGAUCGUGUUUGUAUAGAUAAUGUAUUCUUACUUUUCCUUCCCAGUUCCUUGUCCUCCUCCCCAACGGCUUAUUGUACGAGAUGUCACUGAUACCAACGCCUCUAUUGAAUGGGUUUAUGACGGAGCAUGCGUAAAUGCUGGCUUUGUCACUGGCUACAGAGUGACGUACACGAGUGGUACGAAUAGCUCGCAGUUGGAGAUCCCGGGUCCGAGAUCUACCUCCGUAUCUCUUCAAAACUUAACGCCAGUCACAACAUAUAAAUUUCAGAUAAUGGUUUUAACUUCAAAUGGCAAAGACAGUGUUCCUUCUGAGCCUAGGCAGUUCAUCACAGAAGAGAUAAGUGAGUAGAAUUUACAUCAUUUGAACAAUCACGCGAGAUUGUUCAUUGACCGAGUUUUUUUUAGCUCCUUAGUCUAUUUUGGCGAAGGUUUAUUCCAGUGCUUUACUACUGAGUUUCGAAUGUAUGUUUAGAUAAAGAGUUUCUUCUCUUCCUUCCCAUCUUUUCUUCUUCAGCUCCUUGUCAACCUCCCCAACAGCCUAGUGUUCACGACGUCACUGCUACUAAUGUCUCGAUCGAAUGGGUUUAUAACGGAGCAUGCGCAAAUUCUGGCUUUGUCACCGGCUUCAGAAUGACGUACACGAGUGGAGCAAGCCGUUUGCAGCUGGAGAUCCCGGAUGCUGGGACUACUUCCGCAUUUCUUCAAAAUCUAACGCCACUCACAACGUACCAAGUUAACAUAAUGGUUUUAACCUCGAAUGGCAGAGACAGUGUUCCUUCUGAGCCUGUGCAGUUCAUUACAAAGGAGAUCGGUGAGUGACUUUCACUAUAAAGUUGAACAAUGGCAAUGAGCGCAUGCCUUUAACAGGAUUUUGUUACACACUCUGUUUCAGUUUAAUCCGCUUAGAGUACCUUAUUUCUUUGAGUGUCAGUACACCUUAACGACUGAAUCGGUUUAUUUUGAUCUUCCAUAAGAAUUUUAUAUGUAAUCGCAUGGGCCCGAGGGCAAUUAAGGAUUAAUUUCUCGUGUAUUUUCUCAAACAGCAAAAAAGGCUCAAUUAGCAUCAAGUAAUCAUGCUAUCUUGGUUACCGAAAGUACCCUCCUGGUUUAAAAAAGUGCCGCCCUGUCUCAGCUAGUCAUCAUUCAGUAAUUUUGCCUCAUAUGUGAUAAAUCCAAAAAGAGUGCGCCUAUCUGUUCACCACUGGCGACUCAAUCAUAUCACCCACGUUUCCCGCCUUUUAGCCAGUUUGCAGGUUUUUUAUUUUUUUCUUCGAGUCACUGUGAGAUUUGCGUCGUAAAAAUUCCAAACGAACUGAGCUCUAGGAUAGACCGAAAAAAAAUUCAUAAACUUAAGGUUACUGUGGAUAGAAAAAAUCUUUCUUCUUAUUACGCUAGCUUUACACCAUUAUCUUUGUUACAGAGUCUCAGGAAAGACCGGAGAAUAUUCAAGCUCUGUUGGUGUUAUCCGAUUUAAUUUCGCUGAGAUGGUCGUUCAUGAUCAACCCAAAUGAUAAUGUACUGUAUCAGGGUUUCAAGGUCCAGUAUCGAGUGGUUGGCAGAGUGGGAGACUGGAGUGUUGUAACCGUGUAUGGAAUUGACAAACGAUCAUUGGUUCUAUCCGGGAUGAGACCUGGCUUGUCUUACGAAGUAAUAGUCAGGGCUUCCAGUGACCAAAGCGAAGGAAAUCCAUCGCAUCCUGUUAUUAUUACAACACUAGAAAGCGGUGAGUUAAAUUCUUCCAGCAAACUGUGGUCACACGGACUUCUCAGCUCGACUGAACUUUGACCCCACCUCCUUCUCUUUUACCUUUCCCGAACUUCCCGGACAUCACUUGGUCAACGAGGAAAGAGAGUGAAUUCUCUUUUAGAUCAGAAUUUUCUAAGAAUAAAAGAGUUUAUUCAUAAAACAUUCCACCGGGUUCCCUGGGUCACAGAUACGCUACUUUGUUUGUGUCACAGGGUCGGUAACAUCUGAGGAGUUGGAUUAUUUCGCUCCCCAGUAAUUGGCGUUACCGCAUCUCCUUGCAAGGAGAAGCUACUAACUCCUCUUGGCCCAAAGAUUGCAAAAAAAAAAAGGCCAUCCUUGUUCUUUUCUGGUAUUUUCUUCCUUUUUUAUUGUCUUUCAACGCUAACAAAAAUGAUUUAUUCGUUGCAUCCUAUUUAAUGGCGAUGAUCUUGAAGAAAAAGCUUCAAAUCAUCAAAAUUGUCGCGAGUUUGCCCCUUUAACCACCAGACACUUUCCAUCCUUGCCAUUUAGUCCCCAGUGCUCCCCCAAGAAAUAUCACCAGCCUGGGUCUCACCAGUACAAACCACUUAUUCAUUCGAUGGACGAAUAUCCUGGAUGACGAGGUCAAUGGAGAACUGAAAGGCUAUGUAGUGUCGUACACGGAGGUCAGCAUCGGCGGCGUCAAAGUUACAGACGCGGUAGCAAAGACGAAGAGCGUCAGAGCAGACACUCACUUCAUGGUCUUAGAUGGUGUGUUGAGUUUUACGACUUAUGCCAUUAGAGUGGCCGGACUCACAAAGUACGGAGUGGGAAAAUUUAGCACGGCCAAAUAUGAGGGUAAAUAUCCUAAAGAAAAUAACUCAAGCCGUUCCCAGGUUCUUUUCUCCGAAAGCGAAAUAGCGUUCGUGGGCUCAGAAAUGGUAAGCGUGUCGUUCCUAGGGUUCUUUGUCAUGUGUGGGUUAUUAAACCGGUGAGAAAUUUGUUAAAAGCCUUAUAUUUUCUAAUUCUCUCCUAUCCUAGUGGUAGCCAGUGGCUUAUCAAACAAUUCGCAACUCUUUAAGAAAAGUUUUUCCCUUUUUUUAAAGGAAGCAAAUUUUUUGUCUACUAUAUUUUAGAAAAACCUGAUAAGCCUUCAAUUUUACCCGAAACAAAUUAUCAUUGCUGUUCUUCUUAGAGACAUGUCGAUGUGAAAAGCGAUUGACUGCAAACUAUUGGUUGAAUCCACCUUACGUCAUCAGCCCCUCUGCCAAUAAUAUGAGCGGAAUUUUCAUGACCAUCUUGGACCAGAUGGUUUUCCAGUGUUGUGCAAAUUGUACAAGUGGACAUGGGACUUCUUUCGUCGAUUACAACUCAGAUGGCGAUCAGAACUUUGCAAAGAAGCCUACAGAACACAACAUGAUAGACGCCAUUGAUCACGUGACAGAUUUGCAUUUUCCAGUGCAUGGUUCGUCUGAUCAGCGGACGUAUUCAGGAACGUUCAAGUAUGUUCCCGUGGUGGAGUCCCCUGGGGCGGCCUUCAUUGUCCGAUAUAAGAAACCGAACGCACCGAUAACAAAUGCAUUAGCUGAAUGCUGGCCGCUUGCUGCUUUAGUUUUUGUGUUUGUCUUAUCAUCUGGACUUUUAUAUUGGAUAACGGUGAGAGAAAUACCGAUAGGAAGUACUUAACCUUUAAUCACUGUAAUUAAACGAUUAGAGUUAAGCAAUCUGAUUGGUUCGCUAUCUCGUGAUAAUAAAGAUUCAUCACUACCAUGCACCUCUAAUAUUACCAUUUCCAUCAUUCUUUUAGUAUUCCAUAGUCGUCUUGUUUUUAUUGUGUUACAUUAUCACGUUUCUUCACUGUAAUUGUCUUUCUUAUUUUUAUCAUCAUUAGCUAUGAGAGGAAACGCGGAGCAAGUUCGUGUUUACGAGCGCGCAGCGGGGGAAAAUGUCAACGUUCCUCUGCACUGCGUCUGCGUUCAUUUUGUGCCUCUGUCCGUGUGAAGAUUAACUUCUUACCAAUCGAGCGCAAGAGCCGUACUGGGGAAUAUUUGCCCGAGGUUGUGGCAGUACGGAGCGAAGAAAGCGAGGUCCGUAUUAAAACAACCGAGGGGAACAUUCCUUAAUACGGCUCGAGCAAGCGAGGUUGAUGAGUGGUUUAUUAUAUGGCACUCGGAAGAAACUUGUUUAUUUUGAAUUUGCCAGCUUUCGCGAACAAAAAUACACGGCUUAUGAUUUUUUCCGUAGAAACAGUCCGUAUGGCAAAAUCCCGACCAAGUCAAAACCACUCGGAACGUUCGGAUUGACCCUAGGACUACCCUGCCAUGCAAUAAAAACUAAUCAAUUUCUCUUCACGUUUGAACUGAUUUCACGUCGUAAAUUGAUUUCAGGACUGUUCCGAGAACUCAGAACUUUCUCCUUCGUUCCUAAAAGGAUUCUGGGAAGGCACAUGGUGGGCGUUCGUCACUUGUUCAACAGUAGGGUAAGACCAAGAACAGGAAAUUUUGUCUCGCUCAUUGCCAGGUGAAAGAAAUAGUUACAUUUAUUGAUAGGUUGUCCUUUGUGGCUUGUAGAUAUGGUGACAAGACACCCCGUUCGUUUGUGGCUAAAUGGUUAGCUAUGGUUUGGAUGAUUGCGGGGUGUGUUGUGUUCUCUUUACUGUCCAGCUGUUUAAUAGCAGGACUGACUGUAACCACUGUUGAUAACAGUAAUAUCAAACUUUAUGGAUUGAAGGUAAGAAAUUAUUAGACCGAGUGGCAUGAACAUUUGGCAACAGAGUUAUUUUGGGAAUGGCGACUUUUCGUGUUUGCAGUUUUUAUAGAAGUUCUCACUGCAAUAGCAAGGCAAAACAAAGCAAUUGUACUUCUAAAAGACAGUUGAAACGAAGGACAAAAACAUACGAAAAGUAACGUAAACUGAGCUUGCAACAAAGCGCAAUUCUUUAGUGUAGUCUCUCGAUCUUGAAACCAAGGUUUUCUAAUCAAGAUGGCUAACUUUACCUCACUUUUAGGCCACUAAUGACUCAUAUUUCUUGCCAACAUCUGUUCCCAGGUGGCCGUUCUACGCGACUCCCCUGAGUAUAAUCUUGCAUUGAGAAGAAAUGCUCAAGUCAACAAUGGUUAGUUUGCUCAUACAGAUUCUAUCGUUUAUCUAAUGUAUCCAACUCAGUAAGUCUUCUAUAUGCAAGAUGUUCUCCUAAAAGAGAUAGAAAAGCCUAUCAUAAUUUUAGACUUCAAUUGAAAUACUACCAUUCAUGUACUUAGAUACUGAAAUCAAAGAAUUCUUCCAUGGUUUAAAAGUUUUCGUCACAAGCAACUUAAGUAAGGCUUAAGUGAAAUACCAAAUGUAACUAACAAUGUCGUCAACGAGAUAUAAAUUUAAUUUUGAAGAAUUCCUGAAUCACUGAGGUGGGAUAAGUUCAAAGAACCUUCCUCUAUAACGUGCACGUUUAUCUGCACAUGUGUGGUAGCAGCAAAAAUAAUUUAAUUUCCACUAACUGAAAAGACACUUCCUUCCACAGCUCGUAACUACACCAAUCUUGAGGAGAUAAGAGAAGAUCUAUUGAGAGGAGUGGUGGAGGGGGCCUUAAUUGACACAUACGUAGUAGCUGAAAGACUCGAUUUGUUUCAAGAUGAAUCAUUACAAAUUUACAAGGUAAACACACACCACAAAUGCACUUUUUGUUAUGAUUGACUACAAGCCUAAUCUCGAACUCUCACGGAACUACAUAGCCUGAGACAUGAGGCGAAUAUAUGGAAUCCAGGCUUCCCCCCCUCUUCCAAGUCGCACCAAGUUGAUUUCAUUUAUGGUCCUAUAAAAUGUAAACUCCCAGAAUUUAGUCUCUAUAUCCUCAAGUUGGCUAUUUGUAGCCUGUCUUUGCUCUCUUCUGGGUUAUUCAGCCUUCUCCCCCCCCCUUAAUAAACUAAUACAAAGCAGUCUCUCUCAACCUUGACGACAAUUUUGCAGGAUGCAAAAACAAAUCAUACUAUCGUAAUAUACAUGGCGAUCUCCAAGACAAGGCUAAUUUGAUAACUGACUUCUCAUCACAAGCGAACAAUUAAGGAUAUAUUUUUUCUCUCCGUAGCUCAUUGACUACCGUUCAUCGUUCGGCAUUGUUUUGGGGGGGAACUCAGUCAGAUUGCAGCACUGCUUCCUUGACUAUCUCAAGAAUGAAAAAUCAAUGUUAGCACACCUUGUAGAGAAGUACACAGCCACUUUACAAGUAUGAAUGCAUAAUAUUAAGAAAUUAUUGGAUGAGGUUGAGUAUGAUAUCAUAAAUCAUCAAAGCAGAGGUCUGAGUUAUCUGCUGAAGCUGAAGGCUGGGGCGGAUAACACAGACAUAAGAUUUGAUAAUUCAUAAUAUCAUGCCAAAACCGAAAUCAAUAUUUGUUUUAUCAUACAUUUUUAAAACAGUUUGCAUAAGGAGAUACCUCUCUGAGUUUGCAAAAGUUUGAGAACACUACAUGGACGACAGGCUUGGAAACUAGGCAGACUUUGAACUCAACAUGAUAACCCAAUAUCUUCUGCAGAUAUUGGGUUAUCAUGUCAACUUCACACACCAUUAUACAUUGACUAAAUGCUCUCGACAAACCAGGUUUUUAUAAUAAGUCUUGUGUAUAACUACACAAAACAUCUUUUUCCCUAAACUUCAAACUUUGCAUAUCAAUAUCAAAGAGUUUUGUAUCCUAAGUUGCCCAUGAAUUUCACCCUAUUUUGAAACCACUUAUGAAUCAGGUAUAAUUACAUCUCAACAUAGAAGGGGGCUAAUUUUUUGUUGAAUUAUUUUCAUUUAGCAAGCUGAAACUUCAUUAGCAGAACAAAUGGCAACAGGAAUGUUUGACAGUUCCGAGAACACCUACAGAUUCAAUGUGAUUGUGUUGUCAGCAAUUUUGGCUACUGCCAUUAUAUGUGGAGGUAUUCUUGAUUUCUGCAGAUGGAUGAAGCAUCGCAUGAAACGAGGUACAGUAACCUUAAAAAAUUGCUAUUCGCUCAUUUACUACCAAAAUAAUUUUAACCCUGAGAAUUAGUUAUUAAAUUAAACAAUAUCCCUUAAUUGAUAGUUUUGUUUCUUGUUACCUUUUUGCUUGAAAUUCCAUUUUUGUCACAUGAUCUCCACAUUAAAUUCCAUUUUUGUGUAAAAACCUUUUACUUGAAAAAGUAAUGGCAUUGUCAUGAGAAAUUCCAUUUUUGUCACAUGACCACGUUACGUUCACGUUACAUUCCAUUUUUGUCUUAUAACCUUUUUACUUGAAGAAGUAAUUAUCAUUGUUAUGUGAAAUUCCAUUUUUGUCCCAUGACCUUCACAUUACAUUCCAUUUUUGUCUCAUUGCCUUUGUGCUUAAAAAAGUAGUGGCACUUAAAAGAGAAAUUCCUUUUUUUAAACACCCAGAAGUGAAAAGGAGGAACUUUGAUUAACAAAUAGAGAAUCCUUGACUGUGCUCUGCUCUGUGGUUAAGCAUGCAGGAAGUGGCUAGAGCAUAAAAGAAGUGUAGGGAGAAACAUGAGAAAUAGUUAAGUGUUUCUCCCCAUUUCUUGAGUGCUCUGGUGGCUUCUUAAGUUCUUUACAACAGAACAGAGCACAGUCAUGGCUUCUUUAUUUGUUUUAUAAAAAAGACUCAAACUUUAUUAUAACAUAAAUUAAGUCUUCAUAGUAUGUCAUCUGGUUGCUUUGACAGUUUGCUGUGAUCUGCUUACAACCUUUAGAGAGAAAUGCACUGUGGGAGUAAAGUCAUUGGUCCAAAAACAAAACAGGGCUCAAACCCAGACCUCCCAAUUGAGAGUCAUUUCAGCUAUAGGGGGGCUUCUCCCUGUUUGUUCUGACAUAGAAAUUAGACAGCUAGGCACAAGCUUUGGUUUGAAAAAAUCAAACAAAAUUUAAAUGUUAUGUUACUUCAUUUACAGUAGCAGAUGACGAAACCAGAAGGAAUAACAACAGGAGAAACAUGUUUAUUCAAGAAACAAACAAUCUAAUGACAGAAUUUUUUAGCAACAUUCGUAGGCAGUACGAUAAAAUUGCUGCCAGACACAGAGAAGAACGAAGGCAGCUACUGAACUCCAACAGGAAGGAAAAUAAAUAA